Molecule: messenger RNA, 2436 nt
Organism: Bombus pyrosoma
Lineage: Eukaryota; Metazoa; Arthropoda; Insecta; Hymenoptera; Apidae
Exons: 2
Coding region: 53-1012 (319 amino acids)
Source: RefSeq, a predicted model, not a curated record
UCAAACACUAUUCCGUGGAUCCCGCUGUUCUUCCAAAGGCAAACGAGUCAUCAUGAAGAUCUCGGCGACUUUAUUGGUUUGCGCGGUGGCAUCGGCGGCGGCGGUACCGCUCCAAGACACCCUGAAUGACGCUCGAUUGUUCCCUCGGAACAAGGACGCGGUUCCAGUUUCCACGGAACCCGGGAUUGUCACCGGCAAGGACGCGACGAAUCAGUCGACAAAAAAGCAAUCAGAGAAGACCGACAGUGGAACGAAAGAGUCGAAAUCAUCAUUGCUAGCCUCGAUUCAAGAUAAUAAUCAAGGCAAGCUUGAGGUUGGCCGUUUCUCAAAGCAAUCCAACGAAGUCAAAGCAACUAAGAAGAAUCGGAAGCAUAAAGCCAUCUUCGUCAAUUAUCCUCUCGUUUCACAGCUUCCAUUCUCUAACGUCCCCUACGACAUCGAUUAUCCCAGCAGCUUCGAUACCGAAGAACGUACCAUGUCGGAUCCGAAUAGAUACGAGGAAAGCAACAUCUUUUACAUCAGGCUACCACCCACGCCGUACAUGUUCGUGCCAGGUUUAGGCUAUAUCUCGCAACCGCCCACUUACUCCACAGCCAGCCUUCGGCCGCAUGUCCCGUACACGAGACCCGGAAGGCCGAAACCAAACUACCAGCAACCCGUUAACCCGUUCAUCAAGCUGCCCAUCGAUUUUGUGAGCAACGGGAAACCGACGUCGGUCUACCAAUGGCAAAAGAAGACGAACAAGAAACCAACGGACAGCCCAAUCACCAAUCUGGACAGCGUUUCGGCGGACUUUGUGAGCAAUGGGAAACCAACAUCGAUUUAUCAAUGGCAGGGCAAUUUAAAACCGACCAAGAAACCAGCGGACGAUUUGGUCAACAACCUGGACAAGGGCCCGUACACGUUUAAUGGCAAGCCUACCAGUUUCUUUCUGUUGAAGUCUGAUGGAACCGCAGGGGCACGUCAGGCUUUCCGGUACCCUGACUACCGGCAAGAUAAUUCCUACUAUUGAAGACACGGGGCAGCUAGUUGCUACCGAAACGUGGAACGAACCACGGCUAUCUCGAAUCCUAUAAAUCGUCGGUUUGAUUGCCGGAUGAUGAUGGAUUCGAGCGAAAGAGAUGAGAAGCGACGAGCGUAUGCACGAGAAAUGUGAAACGAGAGAGGAAUCGAUUCGCCAUUCUCGUUCGAAUCGUAUAACUGCGAGUGCCAGAGAAUCGUGAUGCUCGAUCGCUUAGAAAUUACACUCGCGCUUACGCUUCGUUCAGAUUAGUGCAUUUAUCUGAAUUCAGGCAACUUGAAGUUGUUUUCCUCGUCUGAACUUGUAGCAUGCUAGAUUUCAGGGGGUAUACUAUUGGACUUUCAGAAAUCAAAGCCUCGUUUUUAAUUUUCUUACGGUGUUAGGUGCGCGAAAUAUCGCGUUAACACGUCAUAUUACUGACUUAUGUUACUAGAACGAAUGUAUCAUCUUGAAACCUGUGUUAACGUUUUUCUCGAAAUUAUAUUUUCGACUCGAUCGUUAUGAAAUCUCCCCGCCGCCAAAAAUUAGAAAAUAGAGCUAUGUCAAUAUUAUUCUACAAGAUCUAAAUUCCUCAUUUUGUAGUUAUUUAUGGAAAGAUUCCCAAAUUGUAUCCGUAGCUUCUUCAAGAUAGUAUACCUCCUUGAAAUGUUCUUUCAAGUUUCUAAGCUUGUUCUUUAUUCAUUGAAUCGCCUGAAUUCAAGAAACUUGACCGGUCUGAACGGGAUUUGAAACAUGUAUAUUCGUACAAGGACAAGCUUUCGUAUUUAUGGCCUUGAUACAGAAGUUACACAAGCUGACUAGUGAUUUAUACCGUGUUACAUUUACAUCUAAGAGUAUAGGUUAUUACGCGUAUGAUUAUGCGGGAACCGUGGAGCCAGUUCCCUAAGACGGACUGUUAAAAAAUUUCAUCACGUCGAUGAUGGACGUCGUUGGUGUAGCUAAUGCGAUCUCUUUGGUAGAGAUUUGUAUCUUUUUUCUCCUUAUACGUUGCUUUCAAGUUCGAUGCCUUGACUAUGCAAGGUACAGUGGUGGAAGUUGCGUUUUAAAGUAGAGGGGAAAAGAUCGAGGAGAAAUAUCUCUGUACGGUAAACGAGAAAUGAACGAUAAAGACCAAUGUGGAAGAUAAAACGACGUAAUGAGAAACGUAAACAUAACGGCCGUGAAGUUUUUCGUUUUUGCAGUUAAAUAUCUUCUGAUUUUCAUGAUGCGUUAAUUCAGUAUGCUGGUAUUGAUUCCGCUCUGCAUAAUUAAGACGUAUCGCUGUGGUUGCUCGAGAUACAGACUCUAUUCCGAGUAGAUGUAUAAUUUUAAUUGUUACUCUUAAGUGUAUAGUUUCUAUUUAUAGAGUAUCAAUACUUAUAUGCGUCUAUCUAUACGUUAAUCAGUUAAAAAAUGCGUAUAUAUAAUUUAUAUAU